This is a messenger RNA of Cucurbita maxima (winter squash), 2245 nucleotides long. Its product is annotated as golgin subfamily A member 6-like protein 22. The transcript has 2 exons. NCBI's taxonomy places the organism in Eukaryota, Viridiplantae, Streptophyta, Magnoliopsida, Cucurbitales, Cucurbitaceae. The coding region runs from base 190 to 1476 and encodes 428 amino acids. The record is from RefSeq and is a predicted model, not a curated record.
ACGCGAUUAUAACAGCAUCAAUCAACAACAACGAAAAACUGACCUCUCCGCUUUGAUUUGCUUUCUUCUUUGCUCUCGAUCUCUCCCUCUUCAUUGUUAAAGCGGGAGAGAUCCAAUUUCUCCUUCUUGUUCUUCGCUGCCUGUUCUUCUCCAUUUUGCCUCCAAUCGCCGACGUUCAUCGCCUCAACCAUGGGCUGCGGAGAGUCGAAACUUGCUGUGGCCACCGCCGAUGGUAGCCUCCCCCGCAAGAAAUCUAGUGCCAAACGAACCAAGAGCAGCCGCAAAGCCGUCGAUGGAUCGAAGAGUGGCGCUGAUUUACCUGUGGCUGAUUUGAAGACCGAUGAGGAGAAAAUCGACGGCGAUGUGAAGGUUAAAUUGGAUAACAAAAGGGAGCAGCGAGUAGAGGAGAAGAGCGAUGUGCAGAAAAUCGACGGCUCUGUGAAGAAUGAAACGAAGAACAAGACUGAGCAGCAAGAAGAGAAGAAGACCGAUGAGGAGAAAAUCAAUAGCGCUGUGAAGAUUGAAACGGAGAACAAGACUGAGCAGCAAGAAGCGAAGAAGAGCGUCGAGGAGAAAAUCAGUAGCGCUGUGAAGAUUGAACCGGAGAACAAGACUGAGCAGCAAAAAGAGAAGAAGAGCGAUGAGGAGAAAAUCAAUAGCGCUGUGAAGAUUGAACCGGAGAAAAAGACAGAGCAGCAAGAAGAGAAGAAGAGCGAUGAGGAGAAAAUCAAUAGCGCUGUGAGGAUUGAACCGGAGAACAAGACAGAGCAGCAAGAAGAGAAGAAGAGCGAUCAGGAGAAAAUCAAUAGCGCUGCGAAGAUUGAACCGGAGAACAAGACAGAGCAGCAAGAAGAGAAGAAGAGCGAUGAGGAGAAAAUCAAUAGCGCUGUGAAGAUUGAACCGGAGAACAAGACAGAGCAGCAAGAAGAGAAGAAGAGCGAUGAGGAGAAAAUCAAUAGCGCUGUGAAGAUUGAACCGGAGAACAAGACAGAGCAGCAAGAAGAGAAGAAGAGCGAUGAGGAGAAAAUCAAUAGCGCUGUGAGGAUUGAACCGGAGAACAAGCCAGAGCAGCAAGAAGAGAAGAAGAGCGAUGAGGAGAAAAUCAAUAGCGCUGUGAAGAUUGAACCGGAGAACAAGACAGAGCAGCAAGAAGAGAAGAAGAGCGAUGAGGAGAAAAUCAAUAGCGCUGUGAAGAUUGAACCGGAGAACAAGACAGAGCAGCAAGAAGAGAAGAAAAGCGAUGAGGAGAAAAUCAAUAGCGCUGUGAAGAUUGAACCGGAGAACAAGACAGAGCAGCAAGAAGAGAAGAAGAGCGAUGAGGAGAAAAUCAAUAGCGCUGUGAAGAUUGAACCGGAGAACAAGACAGAGCAGCAAGAAGAGAAGAAGAGCGAUGAGGAGAAAAUUAAUAGCGCUGUGAAGAUUGAACCGGAGAACAAGACAGAGCAGCAAGAAGAGAAGAAAAGCGAUGAGGAAUAGCGCUGUGAAGAUUGAACCGGAGAACAAGACAGAGCAGCAAGAAGAGAAGAAAAGCGAUGAGGAGAAAAUCAAUAGCGCUGUGAAGAUUGAAUCGGAGAACAAAACAGAGCAGCGCGAGGAAAAGAAGAGCAAUGGCGAUGCGGCGGAGGUCCAGCAAGUGGAGAAGGAGGUAGCGAAAACAGAGAAGAAAAUAACCGGCGACGGCGAGAAGAAGGAGAAGGACGUCGUUAAUGGCGGUGCUGUUGAAAAACAGGUGGCCGGCGAGACGAAAACAGAGAAGGACGCUGUUGUUAAUGGCGGUGGAAGUGAAGAAGAGCAGGGAGUUAAACCUGCCAAAGAGAAGCAAUUGGCCGGAGAAACGAAGGCAGAGAAGAAGGAAGGCAGCAACAAUGGCGUCGUCGUCGUCGAACAAGUAAUCAAACCUGUUGAAGAAAAGAAAUUAGCCGAAGAACCGAAAAAUGGAGAAGGAGAAGGAGAAGGAGAGGCAGUGAAAGUGAAAGAAGCAGCAGAAGCUCAAAGCUCAGGCACUCCCCUUCUUCCCACGCAGGAGAAGACUGUGAAAGAUGCCAAUGUUUCUUCUUAUGCAGGGAAAUGCAGCAGCUGAUUCGGCAGUGAAGGAAAAGAAAUAGAUGACAAAAAGUGGAAAAGAAACCGAUUGUUGAUGAUGUUGUAAAGAUCAUAAAAUGUUCAUCAUUUUUUAUUAUGUUAAUAACAACUCCUCUGCCUCCAAAUAUUCACCAUUUUUAUUUAACCAUAAUAUCUACGCUUU